Nezara viridula (southern green stink bug) is the source of this 2412-nucleotide messenger RNA. The record is from the annotation of a GenBank genome assembly. Lineage: Eukaryota; Metazoa; Arthropoda; Insecta; Hemiptera; Pentatomidae.
AACAUCCUUAACCAUGGAAGGACGUGUGGUGGUGACGUUGUUGGCCAUAAUCUCUGCUGCUUCAGCAAGAGUUUGUGCUCCACGAAUCGUCAAAGUUAUAUCUGUCCCCUCACCGAGUUGCGAGUUCAAUGACUGCUGCCAGACAUUCUGUGAGCCCAAUUAUCAGGACUGCUGUGAGUCGUCUAAGUGUGAGGACUGCUGUCAAAACAGCUGUAAUGACUACUGCGAUGAUUGCUACAAUGACGGCUGCAAUGACUGCUGCAAUGGCUGCUGCAAUGACUGCAGUGAAAAAUGCACUACACGGGAUUCAUGCUCUGAACAUGCUAGCGAUAAGUUGGAUUGUUGCUCGAGAACCGAGGCAUGCGACGCCAGGCGAUGCAGCAAAACCUGUGGAAGCAAGUGUGAUAAUAAUUGCUGUGAUAUUUGCGAAGUCAAUAAGUGUGUCACAGACGGCGCUUGUUGCAGGGACUAUGAAGACUGCUGUGUACCACCAAAGUGGCAGGACCGCUGCUACCCCGAAUACCCGGGUUGUAACAGGGCCUGUCCCAUCUUAGAGAACUGUUGCAAUGACUGUUACGAUGGCAGUUAUGAUUAUGGCCAACAGUUUGAUCCCAGUUCCAGGAUGGAUCCAUAUUACCGAGGCAACUUCUACCCACCGAACUUCGUGUGCCCCCCGAGGUGUUUCUUUGUACCUUCAUUAAACAACAGAAGAUGCUUUAUGUUCGACAGGCGGGGUUGUUGUAACUGUCUAUAAUCCUCGUGUUAUAGACUUACAUAUUUACACAUAAAAAAUAUUUACACGACUUUUUCUUAAAACAGUGGAACAGAAGAAUACGAUACUUCGAAACCGAAACAAAGCUAUGUGACGUAGUUUUAAUUCAAUAUUCUAGUACUUAUGUUUUCACAGUGUUCUGAAAAUUGUAUUAAAAAAAAUUAGUGAAGUUCAUUACACAGAUUAUGUUUAGCUCUACCGAACUAUUUAUAAUAUACUUUAUUAUAUAAUGUUUAUAGACAAACAUAAUAUGAUAUAAAUGGCAAUAAAGUAUAUAAGAGGUGAUCAGAAGAGGAAAUUGUUCAGGUGUUUAGUCCUACAUCCAACUAGCAUACUGCUACGUUGUUUCAUUAAAACAAGACUUGAAUUUAAUUUAUUUUCUCAGCAUACGUAGGAUCUGUCGCAUGCAGGUUUACGGAAGCCAUAACAUAUUUCUAACUCUAUAUGUAGGGUAAAAGAUUGAUAGGAAAUUUACUAUUUAACCAAAAUUACUAUUCCGUAACAUUUCAAUCCGUUACAAAAGAAAACGCUCUCUGGAUCUCCUUAAUUACGUAGUAUUAAUACUGAAUAGUAUAUAAAUACAUGUUUAGGAAAAUCUGAAUUUAGACUCGAAUAUUUUAUUAAAUAAAAUUGCAAAGAUUAAUAAUGAUUUAAGACCAAAUAUACACUGCCAUAUUUACCAAAAAAAACAUUAAGGUGUGUGCUUUAGACCACACGAUAAAAGUGAAAUUAACCAACAAGGCGAAAUAAUUAAUAUAAAUAUAAAUUAUAAACAAACAAUAGCUCAUUAUAAAGAGGAUGAAAUGCUGACAAUUUCCCUAGCUUACAGUAUGCAGGUCCGAAAUUUAGUUUCUGCGAUAUUUUAAUCCAUAUCUUCCAUAAAAUUCGUUAUCAUUUGGUUUUCAACACUAUUUUUUUCAUUUUUCCCUCCCUAACAUGGCGUCGCGUUAAAAUAAAAUUUUGAAUAAUAGCGCAUUACAGAGAGUAUAAAACGUUGAACAAUUUCCUCGCUUGCAGUAAGCAGGCCCGAUUUUUAGUUUCUGAAAUAUUUUAAUUCAUAUGCAAAAACACUUCAAUUAGUCUAUUCCACCCCACUUCACUCGAGCGUUACACAUCAGAAAUGUGACGGCUUAAUCUAAUUCGAUCUCCACAAAAAGUGAAAACGCGCCUAUAGAAGUUUUGACUUCUGAAAACCCGACAACAAAAAUUGAGGGAUUCUAUGUAUCCUAAGGAAAUAAUAAUUUGGUGGCAACCACCCCGAAACAAAGUUCAAGAUUUGGAUGUUUAGUACAUGAGACGAAAUCUAUCUAUCUGGAGCCAUAAUACGUAGUAAAAGGCACCCGACUACUAAACCGAGUUUAAAUAAUCGUAGAUGCCAAUUUCCCUUUCAAUUUACCAAGAUGUUGAAGUACAUCUUGGUAGUAAGUACAUUUCCCUAUUUCUUUAGUACCUUCUUUAUUGUUGUAAUAUUCUUAAUUAAUAAUAUUUUAUUAAGAAUAUUAAUGAUAAUGAUAUUAAAUAUAAUGAUAUUAUAUGUAUUAGAAUAUUCAUUGGCAAUACUACCUAGAUUUAAUGGAUUGUUGCAACCUCUCAGUUUGUUAUUGAUGGCAUUUUAUAAUAAAGUUUUAUUGAAAUCAGUA